UCAUAUCAACAACAACAAGACGGCUGACACGCGGGCAGUGUUGUGGGGAAGUGGCGGCGUGUGGCUGCAGACAUCCCUGUGACACUCGACAAAUACUAUUUUAUAAAUGUAACGGUCUCCUCAACCUCUUUCUUGGUUCCGCAGCUCGUCAUGGCUGAUAAGUUUGUUGCAGACCGCAGCGUCCUGUGCCUUUUCGAUGUGGACGGCACGUUAACGCCUGCGAGGCAGAAAAUUGACCCUAAAUUAGACACCUUUUUCCAGACCUUAAGACAGAAAGUGAAGAUUGGCGUUGUGGGAGGGUCUGAUUAUUCCAAAAUUGCUGAGCAACUAGGAGAUGGAGAUGAGGUUAUUCAGAAGUUUGACUAUGUCUUUGCCGAGAAUGGAACAGUGCAAUACAAGGAUGGGAAACUAAUAUCUAAACAGGCAAUUCAGAAUCAUCUUGGAGAGGAGUUACUUCAAGAUCUUAUCAAUUUCUGUUUGCGGUAUAUGGCUUUGCUCAAACUUCCAAAGAAGAGGGGAACAUUUAUAGAGUUCCGCAAUGGAAUGCUAAAUAUCUCUCCAAUAGGACGAAGCUGUACCAUGGAGGAGCGAAUUGAAUUCUCUGAGAUUGACAAGAAGGAAAAAAUUCGUGAGAAGUUUGUUGCUGCCCUUCAGCAAGAGUUUGCUGGUAAAGGACUAAGGUUUACCAGAGGUGGGCUGAUCAGUUUUGAUGUGUUCCCAGAGGGGUGGGACAAACGCUACUGCCUUGAUAUUUUACAGGAAGAAGGAGUAAAAGUUAUUCACUUUUUCGGAAAUGAAACCUAUCCGGGAGGUAAUGACUUUGAGAUCUUUAGUGACCCACGUACCAUAGGGCACACGGUGCUUUCACCAGAGGAUACUGCACGGCUCUGCCAGGAGCUAUUCUUCAGUGAAUCUUGACAUUAACUGGUAUCUUCACGUUGUUCUGAGAUUACCUGCUUGUGAUCUCCAAGUCUCUGCUAACUUCUUUUCCGAUUUGGACCAUUGACUCGACUGUUCUGAUCAGCUGUUCCUCUGUGAUUUCCCCACAUCUAACUGUCCACAGAUUCUCCACCAUUUUGCACCAUCUGAGUGUGAUGCACUAAGUCAGCCUUGGACCCCUUAAACUAUACCUGAAGCCUGUCUGUCAGGUGCAGCAAAGACUUGCUAUCUUGUUUUCGGGAAUGCUUCUGAUCCAGCCUUCCAUUUCAUCAUGCAGGUCUUCUCCGUGCUGCAUUUUUCUCACUAACUUACAGACUUGUUUAAAUCUUUACUGUUAUUUAUAAAAUAAUCAGCCAUCACUACACAAAAAUGUUGUUUCCUCUUCAUCCUCUCUUACUUUCUUGUUUCUCCGGGCACUUAAAAUAAAAAUAUAGCAGGUAUAUGUGCAGACUUUACGUUCUGGCAUAUAGAGAGGGCCAGAAGUUGGUUUCUGCCUUCUGAGAAUUGGCUUCAAACCUGAAAAAAAACAACUGAUAUCCAAGUGGUUUCUUUGAUUAAUUGUAUAAAAGUGUCCUGCGCUUGGCCUUCAGCCAAGGUACUCGGCUGUUAAAAAGCAAAAAGGAUGUCUUCACACCCCACUGGAAUCUAUUUCUUUCUGCACCUGCUUCAGAGCAAUGACAACAUUUUAAAUCAUCCUGCAGAAGAGGCCACUUUCUUGUAAUAUAAAAUACAUAUUGUAAAGCUGUUUGUUUUUCUAAUUUGCACUUCAGUAUACAGUUUGUCUAUAUUUAUUGGUUUGUCAGUUUUUAAUAUGUGUGAAGACAGUAAGGUAAGGAAGUAACAAUAAUUUACGACAUUUUAAAAAAUACAUCCUUGAAUAUAUGAGAUUUUUGCAUGAAGAGCCAUCGGCAACUGAGACACACAAUGUUCAGUAUUUUACAGGGUGACCUCUUCUUCCAGGUACUUACUUACAGAGGUCUAAGACCGAGUUUUACUGGCUUGCUGUAUUGAAUUUUACAGUUUACAGUUUUAAUUAACUGUCUAGUAUUCUAUCCAUAUUUGAGAUGUAUAUAAACUAUAGAGCUAUGUGUCCCAAUCUACAUUUACAGGUCAUGCAUACAUAUAGGAUAUAAGUAUUCCAGGGGAGUGUUUUUGAACUGUCUUGUUUCAAACUAUUGUGGAAUAUGAUGGUUGUGUGAAGACUGGAUUAUAAAUCAGUCAGUGAUAUACAAUUUGAACAUGUACUGUAUGUAAUGUUGCAAUUAAAAGGGUGUGUAUAAAUGACUGAAGCAUCUCACAGUCUACGGUAGGGCUUUGUUGUAUUUGUUGAGUAACUUGAAAAUUACUUUAAAGAUGGUGCUUUAUAAACUGCACUAUGGAAUAUUGCUGUCCAGAGGAUGUUUUUAUGUAUUGUGUUUGAUAACUGUGUGCAGGUGGAGUGUAUAAUUUCCUAUCAGAAUCUUAGUACUUUGUAUUAUACUCCUCACAUCCAAGCCAUGCGUUACACCUUCUGAUGCUUUGGGAGUUUACAGGCCUUACUUCUGAAUAUCAGACACUACAUUGAGUGUUCAAUAACUGUGGGAUUAAAUAUCCUGAGAUGCACUGGAUUGCUAUUAGUGUGUUUAUGGAUGGCACAUUGGGUGUUUUAUCAUUGAUUUUACUGUUACCUUAAUAAUAAGGUCUACAUUGAGUAGUUUUUUAUUUACAUUGUGUUUGGGGCCAAUUUCCGGACAGAGUUUUUUUGUAUAGCUUCAUAAUGAAAUUGAAACGGGUUAUGUGGGUCCUGGUUUGCCACAGACAUGUUUCUCUUUCAGUUUACCAUUUAUGAACACUUGUGUAACUAACUGGAUAGCAACGAAAUGUGUAUACAUGGCAUGCUUUAUUCUGAAGGAACAAUGCACAGAAGUAACCAAAGUCAUUUCAUUAUUGUAAAAUGAAUGUAGCACCAUAGUCUGAAUUACAAUUGUUGUACUGUCAGCAGCCUUAUGUCAUGUGCUAAAGCACAGGCUACUUACAUCUGUUUUGGUUAUCUUGAAGUAGGCCAUAUACUUGAAUGUAUCAUUAUGCUGUUUUGUUAAACUGAUUUAAUAAAUAUGCAAGUCCAUAGAUCUCUUGCCAGGGAUCACUGGUUGUUUAUGCCAAUCAAAGUGUGGUGAUGCAGGUACAGUACAGGAAAGCAAAACACUCCCUACCAGUUCCUAAACUGUGACUUGAAAAAUGCAAAAAUAGUUUUUAGUGUCAUUUGUAAGUGUAAAGCCAUGCAUGAAGUGAAUCUGUGAGCAGAUCAGGAGAGCUCUUCUCAUUUUUAAGGACAGGUUAAUUUUACUGUAAUUGCUGCCUUCUGUGAUAUGUGUACUAGACGGGCGAAGGUGAAAAUCAUGAGAAACUGUCCAAUUGCUUUUGGGUUGGUUCAGGAUCUAGAAAAUACGAGGCCUGAAACAUCAUUGCGUUGAAUAUUUUUUAUGGACGUUGGGUGUCAAUGUAAAGCCCUUCUGGUUUUGGUAGAGUCUCUGAUGAAAUGUCUCAGUUUCUGCAUUCAUGUCAUUCAAGAUUGCACUUUGUUUUUAAUACUGUACUACUCGCCAUUCAUCCUUUUAAACAUGCUGAAGAUGCAGUUUGUAUUGUGCCAAAUGUCCAAAAUCUUAUCUUUUUUUUUUUUUUUGCUCUUGUUUGUGGGUAUUCAUAUUUUAAUUCACUGCACUGAUUACAAAUGUGAAAUUGUC
Molecule: messenger RNA, 3662 nt
Organism: Polypterus senegalus (gray bichir)
Lineage: Eukaryota; Metazoa; Chordata; Cladistia; Polypteriformes; Polypteridae
Gene: pmm1
Product: phosphomannomutase 1
Exons: 9
Coding region: 151-918 (255 amino acids)
Biological process (GO): mannose metabolic process; protein N-linked glycosylation; GDP-mannose biosynthetic process
Cellular component (GO): cytosol
Molecular function (GO): phosphomannomutase activity
Source: RefSeq, a predicted model, not a curated record